Messenger RNA from Pelagomonas calceolata, 811 nucleotides. NCBI's taxonomy places the organism in Eukaryota, Pelagophyceae, Pelagomonadales, Pelagomonadaceae. The record is from the annotation of a GenBank genome assembly.
GACUCCUCUAAGAGUUCGUGUUCAGUUUCGUGCGGGUAUAGUAGGGGCAGAAGACUCGACAAUAUCGCGCUGUAACUGCGCGACUAGACAUCGCCGACACGUUGUGCUGCAGGGGAGUAUUACUUGUGUCAUAGCGCUGCCCCCACAGCAUUUUCACGGGUCAAUUCGCCCUAGAAGCUUCAAAAAGCUCUCGCAAAGCCCAACAGGCUCUCACCGCUUCUCACAAGGCGCAAAAACAAAAUGGCAACAGCCGUCGCCCCGAGAAUAGUAGGCCUGGAGGACAACGAGACGACGCUCGACCUGCCCGACUCUCUCAGAAACACGGCCGACGCGAAGCGCUCGUUCCCGGCUUUAAAUUACGCCUUCGCGGCGGGCCACGCCAUCGCGCUCGAGUCCGACGGCGCCGGCGCGCUGAGCAUCCGCGUGACGAACCCCGGCGGGCUCGUGCACUCGCAGCAGCUGACCAAGGGCCCGGCGUCGGUGUUCCUCCAACAAAACGACUUCAACCUCGGCUUCUCGCUCUGCGACCUCAGCAACAAGUACAAGCAGGCCAUCUACGGCGUCGAGGACGACGAGCUCGAGGGCUGGAUGCCGACGGAGCACUCGCCCUACUUCGCCUUCGAGACAAAGUACACGAAGGCGUCCAAGCGGCUCAUGACCGCGAAGACGUCGCUGACGCUCGCGACGGCCGGCUGCGCGCUCGACGGGAAGGCCUUCGAGGCCUCGAGCUUCGUCGACGCGCUCGAGGCCGUCGAGGCUCAGUGCUAGACUGAGGGUUCGCAUGAAUACUCACUAAGUACCUGUACGCUGA